Molecule: messenger RNA, 3477 nt
Organism: Gamsiella multidivaricata
Lineage: Eukaryota; Fungi; Mortierellomycota; Mortierellomycetes; Mortierellales; Mortierellaceae
Product: cytoskeleton assembly control protein
Exons: 9
Coding region: 325-3477 (1050 amino acids)
Biological process (GO): clathrin coat assembly; endocytosis; actin filament organization
Cellular component (GO): clathrin-coated vesicle; actin cortical patch
Molecular function (GO): clathrin light chain binding; actin filament binding; phosphatidylinositol-3,5-bisphosphate binding
Source: RefSeq, a predicted model, not a curated record
AAAGCCGAUUGGAAAGUCGAACGGGCGUGCGCCUUUUGGUUUGAGUCGGUUCCUGCGUCGGUCGGUUCUUCUAUUUCCACACUCCUUCUUCAUAUACUUCCUUCAUCCACAUAGCACAUAUCGCUGUUAGUUUCCCAGAAGAACCUGGUCCGCCACUGAACGUUGCCAUUCCUCUUCAGCGAUUCAUGUAGCUGAUUCCCUCUUUUUUUUUCUUUGUUUUUUUGCCAUUCCUCAAGUCCUGCCUAGUCCACAGUUAACUUCAGCGCAGAGACAGACGCACGGUCCACUAACAAAAAAACGAGAGGGCACAUUUCAACCAGCAGAAUGGCCCGUCCACUUAAUCGAGAGAAAGCAGAGGCCGAACUUCAGGUGCAUAUUAAAAAGGCGACCAGCCCUGAAGAGACCGCACCCAAGCGAAAGCAUGUCAGAGCUUGCAUCCUCUACACAUGGGAUUAUCGCUCAUCAACUUCGGUCUGGCAAGGAUUCCGGACACAGCCUCUGCUGGGCGAUGAGGUUCAGACCUUCAAGGCGCUUAUCGCUAUCCACCAGAUUAUCCGUGAAGGCCAUCCAACGGCAUUGAAGGAUGGACAAAGGGAGACAGACUGGCUUGACCAAUGCGCUCGUUCGACGGCACAACUCUAUGACAGUCGAGGAUAUAUUGCGUUGAUCCGUUCGUAUGUCGAUUUCUUGCACUCGAAGCUCCGAUACCAUAGCAGCCAUCCCGAAUUUAACGGACAGUUCGACUACAACGAAUACGUAUCACUGAAAGGAAUCGACGAUCCCAAUGAAGGGUACGAGACAAUCAGCGACUUGAUGAACCUCCAGGACCAGAUUGACCAGUUCCAAAAACUCAUCUUUACAAACUUUCGCCCGUCCUCCAACAAUGAGUGUCGGAUCGCCGCGCUCGUACCGCUCGUGCAGGAAUCCUAUGCCAUUUACCAAUUCGCUACCAGCAUGCUACGCGCCAUGCACAGACGCACGAGUGAUCCCGAAGGUUUGGUCCUUUUACGACAGCGCUACAAUUCUCAGCACUACGCGCUUUUAAAGUUCUACUACGAAUGCUCCAACCUUCAGUACUUGACCCGACUCAUCAGUGUCCCCAAACUGCCCCAGGACCCUCCCGACCUGAUCGGGGGCGACUCACCCCCGUUAUUACCAGCCCGUCAGGCUGCACCACCCACCCCGGCAAGACCGGACAGCCCACCUCAAUCUUCUGGCGUAGAUUGGGCAGAGCAGCAACGAGAGAUUGCCCGGAAACAGCGCGAAUACGAACUAGAACAGCAGCGGCUGCAGCAACAGCGGGAACUGGAACAGCAACAACAACAUAUGGAGGCAUUGCGACUACAACAGGAGUACGAUGAACAGAAGAGGCUGCAGAUUGAACGGGAGCGGUUGGAAAGAGAGCAGUUGGCGAGGGAGCAGAUACAGAGACAGGCCGAGGGUCGGUUGGCGGAACUGGAGCAGAACGUGUUGGCGCUACGGGGGCAGUAUGAGCGCGACCAGAUGCUGAUCGAUCAGUAUGACAGGAGGGUCAAGGGACUGGAGCAGGAGAUGCAGCUGAUCAAUAUGAAUGCACAGCAACAGCUGAUGUCCAAGGAUGAGAUGAUCCGUAGUAUCCAUGAUCAAAUCAAUAUAUGGAAGACAAAGUACGAAAGCCUUGCCAAAUUGUACUCGCAACUGCGUCAAGAACACAUGGCCUUGCUCAGCAAGUUCAAGGCUGUGCAGCUCAAGGCCAAUUCUGCACAGGAAGCCGUCGACAUGAUGGAAAGGAUGCAAAAGGAGAUUAAGGACAAGGCACUGCAGAUGGCGGAUAUGGUCCGGGAGCGCGAUCGUGCCAAGAACGAAUUGCUCCGGUGGCAGAACACACAGAACGAUGAGAUUGCGCGGCUGAAGAAGGACCUGGAGAUGGCGAAUGGGCGUGUGGAGGAUUUGGGGCGGUCAAAGAGUUCAGAGGUUGGGGCCAUGGUCGCAAAGUUCAACAGGGAGAAGCAGGACCUGGAGGAUCUCGCCAACCGCCGCCAACGUGAGAUCGAAUCGAUGGUGCGACAGAUUGAGGACCAGAAGGCCGAGAUUGAGCGGAUGCAGAUUGAUAACGAAGAAGAAAAGGCCGUGCUGGAGAAAGGAUUGGACGAAACACUGCUGGAACUUGCGACCUUGAAAGGCAGUCAGACAGAAAUGUCGUCGGCACUACAAGAGCGCAUCAACAGCCUGACGAGUUCUCACAGGCGCAAGAUGCAAGAGGUUUUCGAUGCGAUCUUAGAUACAUGUAUCAAGAAGGUGGACGAGAGCGUCUUUGACCUCGAAUCGCCGACGCAGCUCGGUAACCAGACGGCCACGCCCGAGUUCACGCUCUCGAUGAUCGAGAAGGCACACACUGCGUCGACCGAGUUUGAAUUAGCCCUAUUACAGUACCUCCGACCAUCCCAGGACGUCAACCAGGUCCAUGCAAUCCAGGCCGCCUUGUUCUUCUCACAAACCAUCGCAGAUGUGCUCGAGAACGCCAAGGGAAUCACGCGGCUGGCCAAGAGGGACGAGGAUGCGGAGGAGAUCAUCCGACAUGCCAAGGCAUCUGCAGGGGCCACGACCGAGUUCUUCACGAACGUCGGGUCUGCGCGCCUGGGCGGUCUCUCUCCCGAGGGCAGUAUCAAGACCAUUGAGCGGUCGAACGAGGCGGUACAGGCGGCUAUGGAGCGAUUGGCCAAGGGGGCCGAGUCCUUGAUCCCGAAGAACAAUCAGCUGGAUCCCUCGAAGAUGGACCUGGGCGAUGUGGUCGAGAUGGAGAUGGGUAAUGCCGCACGGACGAUCGAAGAGGCGACGACGCGGUUGCAGGCAUUGAUAUCGAAGCCCAAGAAUGAUCAGCUGUCCGCUAUCGAAGUGCAGGUGAACGCUUCGAUCCUCGAGAGCGCGAUGGCGAUGAUGCAGGCGAUUGGGUAUCUGAUCAAGUGCGCGACGAUCUCGCAGCAGGAAAUCGUGGCCCAGGGCCGAGGCACGUCUACGAAUGCGGCGUUCUACAAGAGGAAUAACCGGUGGACCGAGGGCCUGAUUUCGGCGGCGAAGGCUGUUGCGAUGGCGACGACCAUGUUGGUCGAGACUGCGGACGGGGUGAUUUCGAAGACGCAUUCGAUGGAGCAGUUGCUGGUGGCGUCGAACGAAGUUGCGGCGGCGACCGCACAGCUUGUGGCGGCAUCGCGGGUGAAGGCCAACUUUAUGUCGAAGGCCCAGGAUAAUCUGGAGCGGGCGUCCAAGGCGGUGACGGAGGCGUCGCGGGCGCUGGUGAGGGCUGUGAAGACGAUUAUGGACCGGGAGAUGAAGGACCGGGAAAGGGAGGUGGAUUACCAGAACAUGAACGCGCACGAGUUCAAGAUCAAGGAGAUGACACAGCAGGUCGAGAUCUUGAAGCUGGAGAAGGAGUUGACGCUCGCAAGACGCGUCCUCGGAGAGAUGCGCAAAGUCUCGUACCAUCAAGGCGACGACUAA